AUGUCGGCACCCUUUGCAUUUGCCAAGACCAGCGCGAUAAGACGAAGGCAUAGCUUUUUGCGGGGACCGCAGGCUCAAACAACGGCAGUGAUUGGUACCUUGACGGCCAGGACGAUCAAACUGACGAUAACGACGUGGACGAACAACAACAGCAACAAUUGA
Neurospora tetrasperma FGSC 2508 is the source of this 162-nucleotide messenger RNA. RefSeq lists its product as uncharacterized. Bases 1 to 162 code for a protein of 53 amino acids. NCBI's taxonomy places the organism in Eukaryota, Fungi, Ascomycota, Sordariomycetes, Sordariales, Sordariaceae. The transcript has 2 exons. The record is from RefSeq and is a predicted model, not a curated record.